Racocetra persica is the source of this 374-nucleotide messenger RNA. The record is from the annotation of a GenBank genome assembly. NCBI's taxonomy places the organism in Eukaryota, Fungi, Glomeromycota, Glomeromycetes, Diversisporales, Gigasporaceae.
AUGGAUUUUUCUUUAAAAAGGUCUUUAACGCGAAUCGGAAGCCCACAGCCACCAAGGGCAGCUUCUGAUACCUUGUCUUCAACUAACGCUCUUACACCAACUCCAGAACCACCAAAAACUCAAACUAGUAAUACUGCUUCUUCCACCCGCCAAAAUGUAAAGGUUACUGUUAGAGUAAGACCUCCAAAUGCCGUAGAAUUGACUAGAGGUGAAACUGAAAUUUGGGAAGUUGACAACUCACUUGGCAAAGUGAGCCUACAGGUGGAUUUUAUGGAACGAUACAGAAAGCAAAUGGCCGAAUAUUUUUAUGACGAAGUGUUCACUGGUAGCGAUAAUAAAUUGCUAUUUGAGAGAGGUGUGCGAGAUACUAUUAG